AUUUUUCUCUAUCAGAUCAUCAGAGUAGCUCGUUUUUCCAUCAUUGUGUUGCUUCCCUCUACGUUCGUUAUUAUUAUAUUCGCGUAUAAAUUGAUUGAUUGAUGAUGAUCGGACUUUGCCCAGAUGCGGAAUUUUUAAGGUCGAGAGAAAAAUGUCGUCCAAAAGUGCGCAGCAGGCGUCAGAUACGAGAACAGAAUUAGCGGAAUUGGUGAAGAGAAGAUCAGAAAUAGCUGAGACACUUGCAAAUCUUGAAAGACAAAUCUAUGCAUUUGAAGGCAGCUACCUGGAAGACACAGCUUUGUAUGGCAACAUUAUAAGAGGAUGGGACAGAUAUCUAACAAAUAAGAGUACCAAUAGUAAGACAGACAAACGAAACAGAAAGUUCAAGGAAGCUGACAGACUGUUUUCUAAAUCAAGUAUUACAUCUCAAGCAUCUCUUGGUCUCACAGAUUCACAGAAUGAAAGGAAACCAGAAACAAAGGAUUCUUCAAGCAAUGCGGAAGGCCCUGUGAUAAAACCUGACAAGGAUUCCACAGACGGUGGGGCUGGCAGUGAAACUGUACCUGAGAUAAAAGAAAGACCUAUUAAUACCAACCGCUCUGGAAAGCUGCACAAGAGCUCACAUGGACAUAAGAAAAGGAAAAACAAGAGCAGACACAGACUGGAAGGUCGUAUAAAGAAAAGUAGAAUGUCUACAGAGGACUUCUGAUUCCAUAGCUUGCUCCUCUCUUCUGCAUCAUCUACAUUUUAAGAUACAGGAUUGUAUCUUUAGGAGCCAGUUUCUCAACCCAUCGGGACGAAGAAUAUUAACUCUUGUUACUGUGACAUGUCUAUGAGAAGCUAAUGGAACAGGUGUCUUUUAACCAUUGAAGAAAAUUACUUAUUUGAAGACUUGUGUGAUCAGCUUUUAUCCUGUAAAUUGGCAACAGUUUUUCUUUCUUUGCUACUUUUAUAUGAAAAAUAGUUGUGGUAAAAUGGAAACGAUCACUGGGAGCCAUCAUAUUCUUUUUAGGAUAUUUCUGAAUAGAAAUGGUCCACUGUAUUAGAUUGCUAUUCCAUUGCACAAAAUAUAACAAAAAACAGUUGUAGCUGUUUGUACAUUGUCCCAUACAUGCUUACCUGUGUGUAGUGCAUGUGUCCUUUGAAAGAAUUAUUGUCAGUUUGAUAUUGUCUGGCAAUUCCAUUGCUUCUCAAAUUUUUCAAAUACAUGUACCAGUUCUUACAUUUAUGCAUGUUAUAAAUAGCCUUUCACAAUCAUGCAGAAGUAGUAUCCUACAUCAUUCAAAUUCACAACUAAAUUCAAAUUUAUCUUUUGAUUUUACAUAUCAGAAAUAAAUGUCUAUUGAUGAAGUCAAAGUUGUCAAUUUUAAGAAAUCAAUGAACUUUUUUUUAAACUUUAAACAUUUUGUGCAUUUGACAAAAUUUGAUGAUGCACUAACCUUAAAACGACCAGAUGUUUUCAUAAUAUGUUAACAAUAUGAAUAGCUGCUGCUUGCACAUCUGUCGAGACCGAAUUUCAUGUCCACUUGCACAGGAUACAUGCCAAUUUGGGUGGGGAGUUCAUUCAGCCCAGCCAUACAAUUCAUAAUAGGUUCAAAUGGGCACAGAAUGUGUUAAAAAGUUCUCUAAAUGUUUUACAUUGUUUUUAGGUUGCUUUCAUCAAAAGUAAAUGGGCUAAAUAACUGACAAAGUGUGGUCAUUUUAUCUUGGCUAUCCAGGAAAUGAAAGUGUAGACUACAGUGAUAACAUAAAUGUAAAUAUUUCUUUCUUUGUAAAGUUGUACAUACAUGUACAUGUAGUUAAAUCAAAGAAAUUGCAAAUAAUGUAAAGUGAUGUGUAUUAUUUUGUACAGAGUUUAAUAUGUAGCGCAUACCCUAAAAACACUAUGGUAAAGUACAAUGGUUGCUGAUCAAUCGCAAAAUUUAAUGAUCCAAUCAUGAUUAAAAAAAAAACAUGCACGUUGUGUUCCAAACACUGACCUGGGGCCCGUUUCAUAAAGGACUUGCAACUGUUGUAACUUUGCCAUUAUGGCAACUACCAUGGCAACCUUGAUUCUGAUUGGCUGCUGAGCCCUGUCACCAUGGUAGUUGCCAUAAUGACAAAGUUACAACAGUUGCAAGUCCUUUAUGAAACAGGGCCCUAUGACAUAAAACUUAGUGAUUGAUCACACUGCUGAUUGAUCAUUUAGCUGAAUUCUGUGAUUGGUUGUACAGAAUAAUUAAUGCAAUUAAUCAUAGAAACUAGCCCUGAAACCAUUCAGAAGUGUUCUUUCAUAUUAUCCAUUACAUACAUUGUGUUUCUGGACCCUACUCAUGAAUGUGUUUUCAAACUAAUGGGUGUUUCUCUUGUGUCAAACCAGUGAUGAUUCAUUUAUUAGUGGAUAGAAUGAAAUACUUUGUAUAAUCAUAUGUACAUAUAUUAGGCUAAGUACAGCUCCUUAUUUGAUGUCAAUUUAUUAACAUUUCAGUAUUUCAGGGGUAUUGAUAUGCAUUUUAAAUAUUUUUUUUUUUUAAAUCAAUCUCAGUCUCAUUUGAAUAAAAUGCAGUCACCUUUGCUAAGAAUUUGCUUGUUACUGCCCAACUUCAAGGCCAAAAUGAAUUCUGAGUUUUUAAUUUGCAGGUUGUAUGCUUCAAAUCAGAUAGUAACUUUGGCCAGGAUUUAAAAUAAAAAUCAUUGAUUCUAUCAUAAUUGCCAUCCUUUAGGUCAGAGAGGAAUGGCCAGUGCUUUAAGAUAUUCUCCUCAGUAAAUUAUGAUUAUAUGAGUUUUGAUUUAUAAGUGUACGUAAAUUUUAAUGGAAUGAAAUAUUAAAACAGUAGCAUUUGCAGAAAAUAA
This is a messenger RNA of Lytechinus pictus (painted urchin), 2832 nucleotides long. Its product is annotated as chromatin modification-related protein MEAF6-like. Lineage: Eukaryota; Metazoa; Echinodermata; Echinoidea; Temnopleuroida; Toxopneustidae. Bases 152 to 709 code for a protein of 185 amino acids. The transcript is spliced from 6 exons. Gene Ontology annotation, cellular component: NuA4 histone acetyltransferase complex. The record is from RefSeq and is a predicted model, not a curated record.